Messenger RNA from Cryptomeria japonica (Japanese cedar), 1387 nucleotides. RefSeq names its product 2-oxoglutarate-dependent dioxygenase DAO. Gene Ontology annotation, molecular function: dioxygenase activity. The transcript is spliced from 4 exons. Lineage: Eukaryota; Viridiplantae; Streptophyta; Pinopsida; Cupressales; Cupressaceae. Bases 18 to 1052 code for a protein of 344 amino acids. The record is from RefSeq and is a predicted model, not a curated record.
CUACUCUACUAAAUUUAAUGCAACUUCUAUCUAUUAAUCACUUCACAUUCUUCUCCUGUGCUAUUGCAGCAAAAUUCAUGAUGCCUUUACCCCUUGAAUCCACUGUAUCUCAAGUUGAUCUCCCUGUAAUCGACAUCUCCGAAUUUUCUGAAGACUUGGAUGCUCAAGAUCUGAGCCAGUUUCGAGAUCAUCCUGUUCUAGACAAACUUCAAAAAGAGUGCAAAGAAUGGGGAUUUUUCUACCUUGUCAACCAUGGAAUUCCAGUAGAUCUUCUGGAAAGGGCUGAGAAUGUUUGCAGAGAUUUAUUAUCCGUGCCCAACGAGGUCAAAGACAGAGGCUUAACUGGUAAUCCAAUGAACACUUAUGUGCGAAGUCCAAAUUUUGUGAGCUUUCGCAUUCCAGAUUCGACUAAUCCAGCUUCCGUUGAGCAAAUAUGUGCUAAAAUAUGCCCAGAAGGGAACACAGUAUUUUGCGAAACGAUGACGGCAUACGCUUUAUCUGUAACAAAUCUUGCACAAUUAAUCACAAAAAUAAUUCUUGCAAGCUUAGGGUUGGAUGCCAAAGCUUUCUACCGCUCUCACUUUGAAAAGUGCACAGCAGUAUUGCGUAUAAACGGCUAUCCAUCAGAUAACAUAUCCAUUGGAGAGGAAGCACUUCUCUCCCAUACAGAUUUAACCUCCCUCACAAUCCUUUACCAAGAUGAUGUGGGAGGCCUUCAGAUUCCAUCGCAAGAGGGCAAAUGGUUCAACGUCAAACCUAUCCUUCAUGCAUUUGUGAUCAAUGUGGGGGACUCCUUUAAGGCAUGGAGUAAUGGCAGAUACCGCAGCGCAGAGCAUCGUGUUGUUUACAAAGGUUGGAGAGAUCGAAUGUCGAUUGGCUUCUUCACCGAGUUUCCAGAGGAGACAGAAAUAUGGGCGCCUGUGGAGCUUGUGGAUGACGACAAUCCAAGGCGCUACAAGCCUUUCAUAUAUUCGCAUUUGAGGCAUGUAGUUCUGACGGAUAAAGAAUAUAAAGAAAAAGCUACUGCUCUCGAACGAUUUGCGGGUCUAUAAAGACCUGUUGCAUUCAGGGCUGCAGGGCAGCGAAGUUCUUGCCAGAGACUGGAAGAACAGUUUUGGUUCUCUGUAAAUUGCUCACAUUGCCUCCACCGAGAACAGUGUGAUGAAAUGGUACAACAGUUCCAGUAACUCUUGUCAAUGUAUCUUUAAUGCUAUGAUUCCCUCUAAUCAAUAGAAGAUAUGAAUGUGAUUUGUCAUUAACUAAAAUAGCAAACAUGGGCUUCAAAGCUGCACAAACAAAUAGUUAAUGGCAUUAGUAACACAAGGAUUUGAUAAUGUUGCUGACAUAUGCUUUAAGAAAAUGAAUCUUAAUAUCUAUUUCAUUCUUA